This is a messenger RNA of Parasteatoda tepidariorum (common house spider), 1164 nucleotides long. Lineage: Eukaryota; Metazoa; Arthropoda; Arachnida; Araneae; Theridiidae. The record is from RefSeq and is a predicted model, not a curated record.
AUGAAAGAUGAUAAUUUGUGUAUGUUUUGUUUAAAGAUAUCCAUAUACCAUGAGAUCCAAUUUUGCAAGAAGGCAUUUUUUAUUCCUCUAGAAGAAAAACUAUUAGUUAUUAAAAGGAAAGGUUUAUGUCACGUUUGUGUAGUGAAAGAUCAUUUAGCUGAAGAAUGUUUGUCUAAUAUUAAAUGUCCAAUCUGCUUUAAGAGACACUUGAAAUUUAUGUGUCCUAAUUUAGAACAUAAUCGAUCGAGUGAAAUAUCAAGACCUGAUUCUAAUGAUGAAGAAAAAAUUACAGAUACUUUGCAUUCACGUGUGGGGACAUCAAAUGAAGUGUUUUUGAAAAAUCUUGUGGUUAUGAUUAAAGGGAAAAGGGCUCAACGUAAAGCUAGAAUUAUUUUAGAUACAGGCUCUCAGAAGUUGUGCACUAAAAAAUCAUCUGCAGAAGUAUUGGGUUUUGAUUUUCAGAGAGAAGAGGAGUUUUCACAUUCAUUAUUUGGAGGUAAGAAAACCGAAACACAACGGCAUAGGUGUUAUAAAAUUUAUCUAGAUAGUCUCGACGGUAGAUAUAGUUGCAGUUUAGAUUCUCUGGAUCAGGAUAUAAUUUGUCAAGGUAUAGCCAGCAUUAGGUAUGGACCCUGGAUGAGUGAAUUGAACCGAAAGAAAAUAUUUGUAACUGACUUUCAAAAUAUUUUAGAACCUAUUGAUGUACUUUUAGGAGCUGACGUUAUAGGUAAACUAUUUACUGGCGAAAAGGAACAAUUGAAAUCGGGAUUAGUCGCCAUGAAGACUAAACUGGGUUGGACAUUAAUGGGAAAGGUCCCGCAGUUACAACAUCAAAGGGUGAAUAUGGCUACCGUUAGUAUGUUAUCUCAAGACUUACCCGUUCCUUUUUUGUGGGACUUGGAGCUGCUAGGCAUUAAAGAUCCCGUUGAACAAAAAACUAAAGAAGACCAACAAAAGGCCGUGAUGGUUCAUUUUCAAGAUAUUGUUGGAAAAGAUUCAGAAGGUAGAUACGAAGUGAGUUGCCGGAGAAAGGAUCACUCAUGUUUGCCAAAUAUAUACGAAUUGUCUCUCAAGAUAUUAGAAUCUACUUAUAAGAAACUGGAGAAAAUGGGAUACAGAGAAAAAUAUCUGCAAGUUUUUGAAGAUAGAGGAAGGAGUGAUUAA